Molecule: messenger RNA, 1764 nt
Organism: Cydia fagiglandana
Lineage: Eukaryota; Metazoa; Arthropoda; Insecta; Lepidoptera; Tortricidae
Product: esterase E4-like
Exons: 3
Coding region: 1-1764 (587 amino acids)
Source: RefSeq, a predicted model, not a curated record
AUGAUUUUACCAUGCCUACUGAUAUUUGGCUACACCUUAGCCUUAAGCCCCGAAAGAUGGGACAAAGCAAGCCGUGAUGAAUACAGCGAAGAACGGUCAGCCUCAAAGCCAAUUCAUGAAGACGUAAAUUUUUCCUCUACACCUCUUUCGGAGAGUCUCAAAAUCUGGACAUUUCGCGAUUCGAGCGGUUCGAGAGAUGUGAGAAUCGACAGUGGGGUCGUCAGAGGGCAUUUAGAGAAAGACAACGAUGCGGAUUACUUCGCGUUCCUGGGGAUACCUUAUGCUGCGCCGCCUACUGGAAGUAGUCGGUUUAUGGCUCCAUUCCCUCCUAAACCAUGGAUGAACGUAUUCUACGCGAACAGGACAGUCAUGUGCCCUCAACUAGGCAUCGGCGACGAGAACUGCCUCAUCGUCAACGUGUUCACCCCCACCACCCUGCGCACGCAGCUCCCCGUCAUCGUCUACAUCCACGGGGGAUCCUUCCUCAUGGGCUCGGGCCCGACCAAAGGACUCGGCCUCCUCAUCAAACAAAACUUCAUCGUAGUCACAUUAAACUACAGGCUAGGAGUACUAGGCUUCUUAUGUUUAGGGAUAGAGGAAGCUCUGGGAAACGCAGGGCUGAAAGACCAGACUGCAGCACUUCAAUGGGUCCAAAGAAACAUUCAGCAAUUCGGAGGAGACCCUGCCAUGGUGACCGUAUACGGCAUGAGUGCUGGCGCCGCGUCGGUCGAAUUCCACAUACUGGCUGCGCCUGAUGGCUUGUUCCAAAAGGCAAUUAUCGAGUCCGGAUCUGCCACCUCCGUCUGGUCAGUAGACUCCGAGCCCAUUGAUACUGCUAAGCAAUUCGCCAAUAUGCUAAAACCUGAAUCACCGAUCAGGACUUUGGAAGAACUCGUUUCCUUCUUGCAGACCAGAACGGCGGAUGAUUUAAGCGAAGCCAACUAUAGGCUCUAUCGCAAUUUAACGGAUGGGUCAUUCGGUUUCGUCCCAUGUGUAGAGAACAAAUAUAAUUCCCGAGAUGCAUUUAUAUUGGAUCCACCUCUUGAAAUAUUACAAUCUCGGAACUAUUCUGAUAUCCCAAUAAUGUUUGUAUAUAGCACUCUAGAAGGUCUUUUCUUAAGAAGCGCAGAAUAUUAUGAGCUGGAUUACAAAGCUGGUAUGAAUCAAAAUUUCCUUGCAUAUAUGCCAAAAGAUCUUAACAUUGACAGAGAACCGACCAGGAAACCAGUUUUAAAGAAAGUAAAACGGGAAUACUUUGGCCCUAAGGGGGUAAUAGAUGACGACCAUUUGUUUGGAUAUUUGAAUUAUUUCGGUGACUUUCUUAUAAUGCAUGGAAUGUUGGCUUCAGCAGAGAAGUAUGCUGAACCUGAGAAACCAGUGUAUUUGAUGGAAUUUGCUUAUAAGAGUGAACGGGGAGGUUUCGAGCAGUUCUACGAGUAUAUCAACCUGCCAGGGCAUGGUGACGUUGCGAGGAGCCUAAUAUCGACUAUACCGAUAACGGGUCGGAGUGAUAGACUGACAGUUACUCGUCUGGCACGACUAAUAGGGAAUUUCGCCAAGUUUGGUGACCCAACGCCAACACACACGCCAAUGCUGCCAAUGAAAUGGCCCAUGGUCCAGCCCGGCAACCUCUCGUACCUGCACCUAGACCAGGAGUUCAGCGUGCGACAACACGCCAACUGUUCGAGGAAGCGUCUGUGGGAUGAGCUGUAUGCGCUGUAUCGGAAGCCCGUGACAGCUGUUAACCCGUUUAUUUUCAUUUAA